Messenger RNA from Asterias rubens (European starfish), 2690 nucleotides. Its product is annotated as pantothenate kinase 3-like. Gene Ontology annotation, biological process: coenzyme A biosynthetic process. The coding region runs from base 137 to 1360 and encodes 407 amino acids. NCBI's taxonomy places the organism in Eukaryota, Metazoa, Echinodermata, Asteroidea, Forcipulatida, Asteriidae. Gene Ontology annotation, molecular function: ATP binding; pantothenate kinase activity. The record is from RefSeq and is a predicted model, not a curated record. Gene Ontology annotation, cellular component: nucleus; cytosol. The transcript is spliced from 8 exons.
GAGCUGUGACCGCAUCACAUGGGUGGGUUGUUUUGUCAGUGUUUUUGUGCCUCAAAUAUUAUCGUAAAUUCGUGUAACUCUUCAGUUGGUGGAAUUCUUUAGUUUCUGUGAGUAGAGCCCUUGGACUUUUGCCAUUAUGAGUAGUGACAAAAUGGAGAGUGGAGAUUCGCCAUCAACCAAGAAGAUCGAGGACAAAGCGCAGCCAAGAAUGAGGAAAGUCUCCUGCAGAAACCCAGCGAUGCCAUGGUUCGGUAUGGACAUCGGCGGGUCCCUCGCCAAACUCGUUUACUUCGAACCCGAAGACAUGAAUCUUGAGGACGAGAACACAGAAUUCGAGCCCGAAGCCCUCUACAAAAUCCACCACUAUCUACGGUAUAACACCGCCUACGGGUCCACAGGAAUUCGCGACACCCACCUAGAGGUCAAGAACUUGACCGUCUUCGGGCAUAAGGGGUCAAUGCACUUUAUACGCUUCCCGACGACGAGCAUGAACUUAUUUCUUGAUAUGGUGAAGGAGAAGAAUCUAUCCAGUCUGGCAGAUACCAUUCAUGCAACGGGGGGUGGAGCUUAUAAAUUUGAGAAUGGAUUUAAUGAGGUGGUCAACAUGUCUCUACAGAAACACGACGAGCUUGGUUGCUUACUACGAGGCAUCCACUUCAUCGACAGAAUGAUCCCCAACGAGUGCUACUAUUGGAAGAACACCGACGCCUUCAACAGUGAAGCCUCGGAGAAGGUCCCCUACGACUUCCACAACCCUUACCCCUACCUGGUGGUCAACAUCGGGUCAGGGGUCAGCUUGUUAGCAGUGCACUCUCAUAGUAACUUUAAACGCGUUGGAGGAACAAGUUUGGGUGGAGGAACAUUUCUGGGUCUAUGUUGUUUACUAACGGGAUGUCAGACGUUUGAAGAGGCCAUUGAGCUCGCCUCGGAAGGAGAUGCUACAAAAGUUGAUAAGAGCGUUAGAGACAUCUACGGAACAGACUACAACCGAUUCGGGCUGCCCGGUUCUGUUGUGGCUAGCAGUUUCUGUAACAUGUCAAUAAAGGAAAAACGAGACGGGGCAAGUAAAAAAGACCUAGCUCGAUCCACUCUCCUGACUAUUACGAACAACAUUGGCUCCAUAGCAAGAAUGACAGCAUUGAAUGAGGGAAUUGAAAGAAUAGUGUUUGUGGGUAAUUUCCUGAGAGUCAACCCCAUCUCAAUGAAGUUACUUUCUUACGCUAUGGACUUCUGGUCGAAAGGGAGCCUUAAGGCUCUAUUCCUCCAACAUGAGGGUUACUUUGGUGCAGUUGGAGCUUUCCUGGAGCUUAUCGGAUAUGAUGGUGAUCGUAAUGGCAAUGGUGAGGAGACAAGUAAGUAGUGGCCUUUUCCGUCUUCAUGAAGCGUGUCUGACACUCAGUACUUGCAGUUUUGGAGAAGUCAACUCUACUUUCUACUACCACUUCCCAAUGCAAUGUUUUUUUUCUACCAAAAGGCAUUUUUCGCCACUUUUAAACGGAACAAUUUUGUAACAUUCCAACAUUCCUAAUGAAAAACCAAAAACUAUAUAUAAAAGUGUUUUUAUAUCACUUGAAAUGCAAAUGAUGUUUUGAAAUGACUGCUGGUUUUUUCAUUCGAUAAGAAUUAAGAACUCUUUGAUAAGAAUCACUGAACCAAUUGGAAGAGAUUUCAAAACAAGGCAGCACUAUAUUUUUGUGAACGUCGCAACGUCGACGACCAAUUAAGCUCAAAUUUUCACAGGUUUGUUAUUUUAUGCAUAUGUUGAAAUACACCAACUGUGAAGACUAGUCUUUGACAAUUACCAAUAGUGUCCAGUGUCUUUAAAGAAUUUCCAUGUUUGGCCACACAAACUUGCAUCCUUUUCACUUGUUUACAUUGAUUUACUCUGGUCAUAAAAACUUAAUGGAUGAGUAGUUAAUCUGCCUGGGGCAGUCAGCAGCCCUACUGGUUUGUGCAUGAAUUAAGUCCACUGUUUGGUAAAGGAAUUACAUGGAGAUAACAGGUGUGAGUUGCCAGAUGAAAAGGAUGUUUUAUUCUGGCCUCUUUCUUUAAUGGUGCUGUCCUGUAAUGUGACAUUUUCCCUCUAAAAUGGAGUAUUUAGAGGUAAUGCUCUGCAUGGCUUCUGCGAUAUUGAUUGCAAGGGACAUCAAAUAUUGAAUUUCAUGUACUGGCUAAAACGUUUUAUGAAGUUUUUUUUUUGCUUAGCAUAUUUAUCAGCAGGUCACCAGUUAGAACAGUGUGAUUUUCAAUGGUGAUUUAACUGGUGACCUGUUUCUUCUAAGCACGAUUUUGCUGUCUGCAAACCAACUGUCUGUUUAUUUUAGGAUUUAAUGUAAUUUGUUUACAUUUUUUGUGUGUAAACCAAAAUUGAUGAGACUGUUGGUAAAACAAGCUGGGUAAAUUAAAGUAAUAAUGAAGAAAUUAUAAUUAUUGGUAAUUAGGGGGGUCAAAUGUUUUAGUUAGCCCAAUAAAACUAACUAUGUACCCUCAUUUGUUGAAUUCAUUUGAUUAACCCUCCUACUGUUUGACUUCCCAAUAUUGUCCAAUGUGGUUUGAAGGGAUGGAUAAAUGAUGCCAGUCUGCAAUAUGAUAUAAUGUGUUGAAUGCACCUCAGAGUACACAGUCAACCCUCCUACUGUCUGACCAUGACGUCAUGAUAUCAUGUUCAGGCCUGUAUGCUUCGUUUUUGA